This is a messenger RNA of Equus quagga, 7723 nucleotides long. It is a transcript of the gene PCDH7, whose product is annotated as protocadherin 7. The transcript is spliced from 4 exons. The record is from RefSeq and is a predicted model, not a curated record. Gene Ontology annotation, biological process: homophilic cell-cell adhesion. The coding region runs from base 13 to 3834 and encodes 1273 amino acids. Lineage: Eukaryota; Metazoa; Chordata; Mammalia; Perissodactyla; Equidae. Gene Ontology annotation, cellular component: plasma membrane. Gene Ontology annotation, molecular function: calcium ion binding.
CAGCAAGAGAAGAUGCUGAGGAUGCGGACCAUGGGAUGGGCGCGCGGCUGGUGCCUGGGCUGCUGUCUCCUCUUGCCGCUGUCGCUCAGCCUGGCGGCCGCCAAGCAACUCCUCCGGUACCGACUGGCCGAGGAGGGCCCAGCAGACGUUCGCAUCGGCAACGUCGCCUCCGACUUAGGCAUCGUGACCGGCUCGGGUGAGGUGACUUUCAGCCUCGAGUCGGGCUCCGAGUACCUGAAGAUCGACAACCUCACGGGCGAGCUGAGCACGAGCGAGCGGCGCAUCGACCGCGAGAAGCUGCCCCAGUGUCAGAUGAUCUUCGACGAGAACGAGUGCUUCCUGGACUUCGAGGUGUCGGUGAUCGGGCCCUCGCAGAGCUGGGUGGACCUGUUCGAGGGUCGGGUCAUCGUGCUCGACAUCAACGACAACACGCCCACCUUCCCGUCGCCGGUGCUCACGCUCACGGUGGAGGAGAACCGGCCGGUGGGCACACUCUACCUGCUGCCCACAGCCACCGACCGUGACUUCGGCCGCAACGGCAUCGAGCGCUACGAGCUGCUCCAGGAGCCCGGGGGCGGCGGCGGCGGCGGCGGCGGCGAGGGCCGGCGCGCCGGGGCUGCCGACAGCGCCCCCUACCCCGGGGGCGGCGGGAACGGCGCGAGCGGCGGCGGCCCCGGGGGUUCCAAGAGGCGGCUGGACGCGCCAGAGGGCGGUGGCGGGGCGAACCCCGGGGGCCGCAGCAGCGUGUUCGAACUGCAGGUGGCCGACACCCCGGAUGGCGAGAAGCAGCCGCAGCUGAUCGUGAAGGGGGCGCUGGACCGCGAGCAGCGCGACUCCUAUGAGCUGACCCUGCGGGUGCGCGACGGGGGCGACCCGCCUCGCUCCUCUCAGGCUAUCCUGCGGGUGCUCAUCACCGACGUGAACGACAACAGCCCCCGCUUCGAGAAGAGCGUGUACGAGGCGGACCUGGCCGAGAACAGCGCCCCUGGGACCCCCAUCCUGCAGCUGCGUGCCGCCGACUUGGACGUGGGGGUCAACGGGCAGAUCGAGUACGUGUUCGGGGCGGCUACCGAGUCAGUGCGGCGGCUGCUGCGCCUCGACGAGACGUCAGGCUGGCUCAGUGUCCUGCACCGUAUCGACCGCGAGGAGGUGAACCAGCUGCGCUUCACGGUCAUGGCCCGCGAUCGCGGGCAGCCCCCCAAGACCGACAAGGCCACCGUGGUCCUCAACAUCAAGGACGAGAACGACAACGUGCCAUCCAUUGAAAUCCGCAAGAUCGGGCGUAUCCCGCUCAAGGAUGGGGUGGCCAACGUGGCCGAGGACGUUCUGGUCGACACUCCCAUCGCCCUGGUGCAGGUGUCAGACCGAGACCAAGGCGAGAACGGGGUGGUCACCUGCACCGUGGUGGGCGACGUGCCCUUCCAGCUCAAGCCAGCCAGCGACACAGAGGGCGACCAGAACAAGAAAAAGUACUUCCUGCACACCUCGGCCCCUCUGGACUAUGAGACCACCCGGGAGUUCAACGUGGUCAUAGUGGCAGUGGACUCGGGCAGCCCCAGCCUCUCCAGCAACAACUCUCUGGUUGUGAAGGUGGGAGACACUAACGACAACCCUCCCGUCUUUGGCCAGUCAGUGGUGGAGGUUUACUUUCCCGAGAACAACAUUCCUGGCGAAAGGGUGGCCACUGUGCUGGCGACAGACGCUGACAGCGGGAAGAAUGCGGAGAUUGCCUACUCGCUGGAGUCCUCUGUAAUGGGGAUCUUUGCCAUUGAUCCCGAUUCUGGGGACAUCCUCGUCAAUACGGUGCUGGACCGCGAGCAGACUGACAGGUAUGAGUUUAAAGUUAAUGCCAAAGACAAAGGCAUCCCUGUGCUGCAGGGCAGCACCACGGUGAUUGUGCAGGUGGCUGACAAGAAUGACAAUGACCCUAAGUUUAUGCAGGACGUCUUUACCUUUUAUGUGAAAGAGAACUUGCAGCCCAACAGCCCGGUGGGGAUGGUGACGGUGAUGGAUGCUGACAAGGGGCGCAAUGCGGAGAUGAGCCUGUACAUAGAGGAGAACAGUAACAUUUUUUCUAUUGAAAAUGACACAGGGACCAUUUACUCCACGAUGUCUUUUGACCGGGAACAUCAGACCACAUAUACAUUCAGAGUCAAGGCUGUGGACGGGGGAGAUCCUCCCAGAUCUGCCACAGCCACAGUCUCUCUCUUUGUGAUGGAUGAGAAUGACAAUGCUCCUACAGUUACCCUUCCCAGAAACAUUUCCUACACUUUACUGCCACCUUCAAGUAAUGUCAGGACAGUAGUAGCUACAGUGUUGGCAACAGACAGUGAUGAUGGCAUCAAUGCAGACCUUAACUACAGCAUUGUGGGAGGGAAUCCCUUCAAGCUGUUUGAGAUUGAUUCCACCAGUGGUGUGGUUUCCUUAGUGGGAAAACUCACCCAUAAGCAUUAUGGCUUGCACAGGUUGGUGGUGCAAGUGAAUGACAGUGGGCAGCCUUCCCAGUCCACCACGACUCUGGUGCAUGUGUUUGUCAAUGAAAGUGUUUCUAAUGCAACUGUGAUUGACUCUCAGAUAGCUAGAAGUUUGCACACCCCACUCACCCAGGAUAUAGCUGGUGACCCAAGCUACGAAAUUAGCAAACAGAGACUCAGUAUUGUCAUUGGGGUUGUUGCUGGAAUUAUGACAGUGAUUCUAAUCAUCUUAAUUGUGGUGAUGGCAAGGUACUGCCGGUCCAAAAAUAAAAAUGGCUACGAAGCUGGCAAAAAAGAUCACGAAGACUUUUUUACACCCCAACAGCAUGACAAAUCUAAAAAGCCUAAAAAGGACAAGAAAAACAAAAAAUCUAAGCAGCCCCUCUACAGCAGCAUUGUCACUGUAGAAGCUUCUAAACCAAAUGGACAGAGGUAUGAUAGUGUCAAUGAGAAGCUGUCAGACAGCCCGAGCAUGGGGCGAUACCGAUCGGUUAACGGUGGGCCUGGCAGUCCUGACCUGGCCAGGCAUUACAAAUCUAGUUCCCCAUUGCCUACUGUCCAGCUUCACCCCCAAUCACCAACUGCAGGAAAAAAACACCAGGCCGUACAAGAUCUACCACCAGCCAACACAUUUGUGGGAGCAGGAGACAACAUUUCAAUUGGAUCAGAUCACUGCUCUGAGUACAGCUGUCAAACCAAUAACAAGUACAGCAAACAGCCAUUUCGUAGAGUGACGUUUUCUGUUGUGAGUCAGCCUCAGGACCCACAUCAGGGGUCACUGCAGAGUUGCUAUGACAGCGGGCUGGAGGAGUCAGAAACACCAAGCAGUAAGAGUUCAUCAGGGCCAAGACUGGGUGCCCUUCCACUCCCAGAGGACAACUAUGAAAGGACCACGCCGGAUGGCAGUGUUGGUGAGGCAGAGCAUAUGGAAAAUGAACAACCCUAUGAGACAGAGUUGAGUAACUUGCUCAAGGUUAUCAUCGAUUCAAGACCUCUUCCAGAUGUAGCUCUGACUGGGAAGUGUACCCGUGAGUGUGACGAAUAUGGCCACUCAGACUCCUGCUGGAUGCCAGUCCGCACUUCUCCAGAAAGGAAGAAGAGCCAGCCCAAACUCUCCACUUUCAUGCCUGUUGAUGAACGAGGAAGCCAGGAAAAGCUGGCCAAUGGCGAGGCCGCCAUCAUGGGUGACCGCAACAGAAACCUCCUGAACAAAAAGUUGACCUCAUCCUAUGAGACCUUCAGUGCAGCUAGUUUCAGCAAAAAUGAGGAAGCCAACCCUGAGGAUAUUCCCCUGACAAAAACAGGGGAAUACAAGCCAUCUCCUGUCAAUACUCUCACUAGAAGAGAAGUUUACCUGUAGGCUAUAAAGGAGCAACAGCAAAGUUCUUUUCAUGUAUGAGAAGGAGAAUAAGGGGCAAAAAACCUUACAAAACAAAACCAUUUAAUCAAAAGAGGGGGCUACCAAAGAGACAAAGCCUUGCCUGCCACUUCUGCCUCCAGAUCAGGCCUUUAGUAAUACUGUUAGCCUGAUUGUAAUGUACAAUGUAGAAACCAUCCUUGUUACUUGCAUGUCGAACCCCCUCACUGAUCCCAACACACGCUCUCCCUCUUCCCCACCUCUCCAAAAAAAAAAAAAAACAGAUGGUUGCAAGUUUCUUUCAUGGUAACAAGCCUGAUGAGCAGAACACAACACACUUUCAUUAUCCCCAAGCUGAAGCAUGAUUUUAGUCACGGAUUUAGUUCGAAAGUCAUCUGGCUGGUCAAAAAAAAGCAGAUCAGGUAAAAUAUAUUUCAGACAUAAGAAUAUGAUUAAUCACCAUGAAAAGCAAUCCCUCAAAAAUGAUAGAGUCACUCUAAAGGUAGAGUCCGCAUAAAGGGGGACUGUAUAAGAAGCAUUUUGGGAAGAUCACAGCUUUAAUACUCUCACAAAGACAGAGCUAAACAAUGCCCAGUUGGAGAUUGCAUUCCCAAAUUGGCUUGUUGUUGUUUUCAAGUCAGGAGCAUCCACUUCAAUUCUAUAUGUUCAUUGAAUAUCCUUAGUAUACACCCAAUAUUGACCACAUGUAUCAAUUACACUGAUUAUAACUUGUAAAAAUUAUACAUAUUUUUCAGAACAGCAUCACUAUUGUGCUGGAACAAUUGUGUCAUUAAAAGGCCAAAGAUCCUCCGGCAGAUCAGGGAAAUUAAGAAGUAUAUUUGGUCUUGAUGUGGAAACCCAUUAAGCAACAAAAACAACUGAACCCAUGCACGCACAGAAACACUCAGAUGCUAGUUUAUUUUACAUUGUCUCUAUACUCAGAAAAUAUACAUUUUCUUUUAAAAUGGAUUUUCUUUGAAAGCUCAGAAAAUGAAGAACUAAUGAGAUGUAUUUUUGGUAUUAUAAUAGGCAAUUAGUUAAGGUUCAAGUUUAGUUUCAAAAAAUAUUAUCAGGGAAGAUUCCACUUUUUAAAUCAUAUUUGUGGGUAGGUAGGGAAAGAAAAAUACAUUGGCACACAAUCUUAUAAGUUAAGUCCACUAUUGUCAUUUUAGAAUUCCAGGUUAUGCUUCGUGGUCUUAUUAUCUACAUUCCAAAUUACCAAUUGCAUUUUUACAUGUUCAAUGCACACUUUCCCAUAACACAAGUGCAUUAGUUUUGAAUCCUGUGCAAUAGAGCACUAUUUCGAGACUCACAACAUUGAAACAAGGUGACACCUUAAUUGACUUUGUCACUAAUAUGAUUCAAACGUUAUUUAUUAUAUGUCUUAAAACAAAUCCAGACUGAACAUGAAAGAAAUGAGAUCGGGGCAGUGACGUGUCUCAUAAUGUACAUCUCAAAGUUUGAAAAUAUGCCGUUUUUUAGUGUAAUAAAAAUAAACAGAAUAGGAAGAUUUUGAGUCACUUGCUCUGUAGAGGAUGAUUUAAUACAGUUGGAACUUGAGCUGGGACAUUCAGACAAAAGUGACAAUCCAGGGACAGAAUAGGGGAUAACAGGUGAAGAGAGCAAGUGUUCCAAUCACUGAAUGUUUGUAACCUGGUCAUAGCCUUGAUGGCUCUCUAGCAAACUGUAGAAACAAUGUAGCUUUGGGUAGUUUCAUGCUUCGCAGAAUUUCUUAGACUUUAAGGUGAAGCAGCCUGGGAUAUAGGUUGUUAAUUCACUAUAGGUUGUCAAAAUGCUUAUCUUUGAAAACCACUUCUCUGUUUGGUGGGGUACUCUUUUGGGGUCAUUUCCUUAGGCUCUUCCUUAAAUGGAGUUUUCAUUUUGAUGUUAGUUUAUGUAUAAUAGUUAGGCUGAAAGACGAUAUGUAAUUGAAACAAAAACAUUGGACUAAAAUGUCAAUAAUUGAACAUGUUUAUGUUUGAUUAUUAUUUACAUUAUGGAAAGAUGCAAUUCUAGUACUUUGUUAGGAAACUGCAUUAAAGCAGUUCUGCCUUGUAUAAUCUGUAAGUACCUAUUAAGACAAAAUACUUCUAAAGAUACUUAUGAAAUGUAUACAUAUUUUUUCUUGCACGUUACAAAGGAAAUACUCAAUUGCAUAACACAGGUGUUCAACAAACUUUUUUAAAUUCAUUUUUUUCUUUAUUUUCAUGAGACACUUGAAACCAUUAGAUAGCUCCUUUCACUCUAUCUUAAAAUCCUUCUGUUGUCUAUAAAGCUAAUACGGGUCAUACCGGACCUUCGGAUUAAUUGGACCUACAUUCCCCAAGGAUGUUUGCAACACAUUCAAGAUAGCCAUGUCAUUGUCAUUUAACUUGUGAGCCUCUCUUUAGAACUAAAAUGGGUGUGAAAGAAUAAAAUUCAGUGUACUGUAAGUAUUCACAGUAAUUCUAGUAGAAUUAGCUAUCAUAACAUGUUUAUUAUAUAAUGAGCUGGCAUGACACAGAAAUAUAUUUUGUGUUUGUAUGACUUUUAUUUUGAAUAGGUUAAAUCUGGUGCCACUCCAUAUAUAGAGUGCUUUUGAAAAAAAUCAAUAAAAAGAAACAAAAAAAAUAAAUGAGUGAAUGCAAAAUAAGCAACUGUGCCUUUUAUACCUGUUGUUAUGGUAAAAAAACGGUUGUUGGGUUUGGACAAUGAGGGGAAAUGGGCUAGUCCCAACUUUUUUGAUCCUGUAUAUUUAUCCAUGUUUAUUUUCUGAAAAUAAUAAAUAAUAUAUUAAAAAUUUGCCUUCUGACAAACUCAGAUAAUGGACCAGUCUUAAAUAUCAUUCAUUCAUGAAACAAAAUUAAGGCAUUAAUAUGGGCUGCUUAAUUCUGACUAGAAGGCUAAAGCAUUUAUUAUAACAAUAACACAGAGAGAUAUUAUCAGGGGUGAAAUCUGUCCAUUUUGCAAGGUAAAAUAUUGAUUUAGACUUUCUAUUCUUUCUUUUUUUGUUAUUUUUCUUUUCACUGCGGUUUCAUUUUGGUUGUACAGUAUAUAAACCAUACUUGUUUUCUGUACGCAGAAUCUCAAGUGAACUUUGCAUGCAUUAUACAUUAGGACACAUUUAUAAAUUAAUGAGUAACUAUAUAAAUUUAUGUGUAUCACAAUGUCUGUAGCUUCAGUCUAAAAUCUAAUGCUCAUUCUGAACCUUCAGAUAUCAUUUUUGUAUGGUUUCUGACUGGCCUGCUGCCUGAGUUUCAGAAAACAAGGGAGGCAUUAUUUUUAUGGAAAGAGAAACUAAGAUGGUACUGAAGAUGUCUGGCUGAAAGGCUACCCUAGGAAGCUGUAUUAUUGGAAAAUAAAAUAAAACGCACAGAUCAGAAGAAACUGCCAAGAAUCAAACAGCCAUCCUAAAACAGGCAUGAGAAAUAUGAAGACCUAAGUAGUUUUCGAUAAAUUUUAAUCAGUGAUAAAUAUACAAUGUGUCCUUAAGGAAAAAAAAAAAAGAGUGAAGAUGAUCAAGAGUAUUGUAAAGCUUGUUAGUUGUGACCCAGGCAGAGGUAUAUAUAACAUCUGGAGAAAGGCAUCAUUUUUUCAGCUACCUAGGGUUUACUUUCAGAUAACUUUUCCUACAUUUUAAAGCACUUGCAUACAGUGUGGUACGAUCUGUUUGUAAUGUUAAUCAUUGACUAUUGUUCUGCUACUUGGAUGUUGAUAGUGAAGCAGAGAACAAUUUAUCAUCAUUUAUUAUGAGUCACUAUGCACGCAACUAUGCUAAACAUGGCGAAAUGUAUUAAACACUCGUCCAACUAUUUAUGAAAUACUUUACAUAAUUUAAUUUGCUUUUGUACAGUUUUAUGUAAAUAAAUUGCUUGUCAUUUUUGUCUCUGCAAAUUAAAAUAUAACAUGGUCA